Paramecium pentaurelia is the source of this 447-nucleotide messenger RNA. Lineage: Eukaryota; Ciliophora; Oligohymenophorea; Peniculida; Parameciidae. The record is from the annotation of a GenBank genome assembly.
AUGGGCAUUUGUGUCACUAAAACUAAUAAAGAUAAGCCAUCAAAUCUAAUUCGUCUAAUAAAAAUAGAAAAUGAAAAUACUAUCCCUAAACCUUUCACUUUAAUUGAAUUUUAAAUAAAGAUUUUAAGUACAUGGUAUAGGAUGGACCAAAUGCUAACCAAAUUGAUCUCUUGUGAUAGAACACUUCCAAUUAUUUUAUUACAAAAAGCCAUUAAUCAAAUUUUAAUGGGUUAAAGUACAAAUCCCCUUAUGAAUGAUGUUACAAUAGGCUUAAUAUUGGAACUAAUGGAGAAACUAGCUUUUUAGAUUGAAGAAUUAAUAAGAGAAGAGCUUCUCACAGAAGAAGUCAGUACAAAGUUCUAUCAAUCUUAUACUUUAAUUGCAGAACUUUCUCUAGAAUACUCAAAUUGGAGAAAUAAUUCCACUAUUGAUAAAACUCAACUUUGA